Dicrocoelium dendriticum is the source of this 3887-nucleotide messenger RNA. NCBI's taxonomy places the organism in Eukaryota, Metazoa, Platyhelminthes, Trematoda, Plagiorchiida, Dicrocoeliidae. The record is from the annotation of a GenBank genome assembly.
GUUACAUAUUAGGCGACUCUGCCAGUUCCCGACAACAGUUCACAAAGCUAGAUUGUAGCCCUUGAGGUAAUAGCUAACUUUCUUUUAUCGUGCCACUUGUCGUUGAACCUCCUGAGCCUAAUAUACCACGCUCACUUCCUCCUGCAGGUAUAUAAAUUGUUGCCGGUAUGGGCCAUUAUGGGCGCUGAGGACUGCGCCUGCUAAGAGGGGUGGAUAAUGUAGCCGGUCCGCAGGCGUCAAGAUAACGCGUUAACAGCCUCAAUCUUGACCAGUUUGGUUGUGGUUCGCUCUUAGCUCAUUCCUGGCUAGUCCAGCGUUCUCUGCUUCGUUCAGACUUUCGAAUGUCCUCCCUAAUUGAUUCCGAGGCGUCUGAAGCUUCCGAAUUAUCCGAUGAGGAGACGAAUGUUAAUAAAGGCGCACAAGGCCAUCGUCCCAAAGUCGCAGAUUCGACUGAUAGCGAAGAAGAGGAAGAGGAUUUGGCGAAUGAAGAAGAAAUAUGUCGGAAGGAAGGAGAGGGAUGGAUUGUUGAUGAGGAAGAUGAUAUGGGUGCUUCCGGUGGAUCUGAUGAAGAUAGUGACGAAGCAGGUGAAAACGAUCAAGAGAACGACAAAGACGACGAUGACGAUGAUGCCUUAGAUGAUGAAGAUUUUCAGCUGAUUCAAGAAAACAUCGGCAUAAAUCUGAAAAAGAAAAAGCGACGUUUGAUACUCGAUGAAGACGAUGAAUCAGACAGUGAACAUCUUGUCACGAAAAGGGUCGCUCAUGAAACUGAUCAUGGCAGGGAAGCCAUUGCACGUCAAAUUUUCGAGGAUGAAUAUGAAGAGGACGCUUCGUCAGUGCACGAUGCACCCAAUAGAGCUACAAGCUUCGGCGUUACCGUCGACGAAGAGGAAGAGGAGGAGGAUUAUGAUGAUAUGGACGACUUCAUCGUGGAUGAUAGGCGCGGUGAGGCUCCGGCAAGGGCUACCAGACGCAUCGUACACAAGGAUGCCGCGCUACAGCAAGCACAGGACAUUUUUGGGGUCGAUUUCAAUCUUGCCGAAUUCGAGGCUUUUCGUAAGGGGCGGACUGGUGUCGACGAAGACAGCGAGGCGUCUGAGGCUGAAUAUUCAGAAGAUGAGGAGUCUGCCUCUGUUACUGAUCGAAAGCACAGAAGGCGUCGCGGAAAGUUGGAUUUGGACGAUAAGGUUUACGAGUUGUUCGACCCAAGUGAUCUAGAGCGGGCCUACUAUAGUCAGGCCGAUGAACGCAUUCGGAAAACUGACAUCCCAGAGCGAUUUCAGCUUCGCCAGGUUCCUAUCCAAGUAAUCGACCCCGGAUCUCCCACUUACAACCAAGACUUACAAGAGUUGUCCGAUGAGGCUAACUGGAUAUAUCGUCACGCAUUUAAGGAGGAACAUGAAUAUAAGCCCGUCACCGUUAUACCCAAGAUUGUGGAAACACUGAAACUUUUACGGGAAUCCCUUUUUGAACCACCUUUCAUCAAUUUCUAUCGCAAGGAGUGCGUUGAAAGAGACCUAAACAUCAAAGACCUUUGGCUCAUUUACCAGCUUGAUGAAAAGUGGUCCGUUUUGCACCAACGCAAACGCACUAUGAUCGAUUUGUUGCAGAAACUUUAUGAUUUCUUCGAAGCUACCGCUCCUAACGAUAUUUCGUCCAAUCAGAAGAAACAUGCAGCUUCUAUCUUAAAAUUGAUAUCAUGCGCACGAAGUUCAGAAUCACUGGAAGAACUGGCGGAUGUACGCUUGAAUUACCUGUUACAUUACGCCGCCUACGUCGAGCCCAUGAAACGAUGGUUCAAACGCCAUCAAACGGGAAAGGAUCCUAACGGAGAACUUUCUGAAGAAACUGCAUCCGACGAUUACAAUGUGAAGGAAUCUAGUGGUGUUACUCCGUUUACCGUCGGCCUCGAUCCAAUCACUGGACGCCCAAUUCGUCAGCGCCAGGCUCGUGCCACUGCUUCUUAUGAGCUUGCUCAACGAGCUGGUCUCGGUGGCUUAGUACAGCGAUUCGGAUUGUCUGCUUCACAGUUCGCAGAGAACGUGCAAGAUCAAUAUCUGCGACACGAUGUUGACCAGUGCCCAAUGCUACCACUGGACGCAGCCUCAGACUUCUUGUGCCCGCAGUUCCCUGAGCCGAGCAUAGCGCUUAGCGCAGCACGAUACAUGCUGGCCUUCCAAAUUUCACGAGAACCUUUUGUUCGACGGAUGAUGCGUCAAAUGUUUCAGUUACAAGCAGUCAUCAGUGUGCGUCCUACUCCCCGUGGCAUUAAGCAAAUCGACGAAUCCCAUCCACUCAGUUCCGUCAAGUAUCUCAACAGCAAACCGGUUGCGGAUUUGAUGGGUUCUGUUCUUUUCAUGAACCUGCACAACGCCAGUCGGGAGAAAUUGUUGACCUACGAGAUUCAUGUGCCAGCUGAGCAAAUCAGAGGCUUGUCUCUCGUUGAAGAACUUCAACGCUUCUUCCAUCAGGAUGAAUUUAGCUCCCUUGUUCAAGCGUGGAAUGAACAAAGAAAUUUAGUAUUGAAACAGGCUGCUGAAGAAUUUAUUUUCCCAACUCUCAUCCGAGAAUUACGCGAAAAAAUGCUGCAAGCAAGCCAACAGGCUGUCCUUCGCAUGUGUGCCAAAAAGCUUUUCAGCUACCUCCAAGUGGCUCCUUACCCACCCGAUGGACACAGGUCAUACGAGACAGACACGGAGAAUGCCGCUUCCCCGUUCACCGGUGGCCGUGGGAGACAUGGUUCACGCCAACAUGGCGAUUCAGAGUCCCAGAUUGCUGGUGCUGUCUGGUCCAAAGGGGCUCGCGUUCUAGCCUUAGCGGUGAAGGACGAAGACGAUGCAAGGCAAUCUGUAGUCUCUGCUGUCCACCUUGAUUCAAACGGUGAAGUGGUCGACUUUCUACAUCUUCACGGGUUAAUGCAGUCUAAGCGUGUGCAAGAGGAUUUCAGAAACCUAAAGGAGAAAGAUAUGCAGCGCCUCUCAGGUUUCAUGGCGAAACACAAACCCCAAGUAGUUGUUAUUGGAUGUGAUUGCAAAAGAGCUUUAUAUCUACAAGAGGAUAUCCAGAGGCUGAUUGAAGAACUCGCUUCAGAGCGUCGUCUCCCGCGUAUUCAUGUGGAGCUCAUGGAAACGGAGUUGUCCAUUGUGUUUUCUCAAUCUAUCCGUGCAUCGGCAGACCUACCCGUUUCUUACUCUCCGCUGUUGCGCCAAGCGGUUUCCCUCGGGCGGCGUCUUCAGGAUCCAUUGGCCGAAUUCGCUCAGCUAGUUAACCCUGAGGAAGAAAUUCUGGGUGUACGCUGGCAUCCAUUGCAAGACGUUUUGCCGCGGGAUAAAUUGUUACAGGCGCUUGAAAUUGAAUUUAUCAAUCGUGUGAACGAAGUCGGCGUUGAUGUCAAUCGUUGUCUAUCUCAUCCACACACGGCGGGCGUCUUGCAGUUCGUUUCUGGCUUAGGUCCUAGAAAAAGCCUCCACAUGCUCAAGCUACUGAAGCACAAAAAGGCGUUUUUGACAAAUCGUAUGCAAUUGGUCACUUUGAUCGAGUUCGGCCCCAGGGUUGUUGUAAAUUGCGCCGGGUUCAUCAAAAUCGACACUGCUUUGGUUCGUGAUUUAGAUGCUGACGAUGUGGAAAUUCUGGACUCAACACGUGUGCAUCCCGAAAGUUACGACCUCGCCAAAAAGAUGGCAAUUGAUGCUUUGGAGUAUGACGACUCAGAGGAAAGCGACCCUACUGCUGCCCUUGAAGAAAUUGUACAAAGGUACGUAUCUCAUAAUCUCUUGUCUUCGAAAUACAUUUGCUCCAUGCACCACUUAAGUUUGCUGACUUGCAUCAUUACUCCCCUUUGGAUCCAUCAAUACUACUACUUCCACUCUCACAUAGACUGCUUCUAA